AGGGGUCCUGCGCUACUACCUGACUGCCCUGUAUUCCCACCAGCUCGCCCUCCGAGCUGGACGCCUGAGCGACGCAACGAACGCCCUGGCAUUCCACCCUGUUCUACAACUUCCGUCCAAAUAUUCAUUUAUUGGCUGGGGAGUAGUGCUACUGUUUCACAGCAACUGAGAGUCGAGAGUGAGUCAUUUACUACGCUGCC
Molecule: messenger RNA, 200 nt
Organism: Amoebophrya sp. A120
Lineage: Eukaryota; Dinophyceae; Syndiniales; Amoebophryaceae
Source: the annotation of a GenBank genome assembly